This is a messenger RNA of Sorghum bicolor (sorghum), 747 nucleotides long. Its product is annotated as oleosin 14.9 kDa. Gene Ontology annotation, cellular component: membrane; monolayer-surrounded lipid storage body. The coding region runs from base 21 to 530 and encodes 169 amino acids. NCBI's taxonomy places the organism in Eukaryota, Viridiplantae, Streptophyta, Magnoliopsida, Poales, Poaceae. The record is from RefSeq and is a predicted model, not a curated record. Gene Ontology annotation, biological process: seed oilbody biogenesis; response to freezing; lipid storage. The transcript has a single exon.
ACGGCCCUUGCGAAGUUGCCAUGGCCACGACGUCAGCGCGGACGCACGGCCACCAGCAGCAAUACGGUCUGCGGCAGGACCCGCUGCGACGCAUGCGGGGCCUGGAUGCCAAGUCGUCGCUCCAGGCCAGCCCGCGCGCGACCACGGUGGCCACGGCCGCCCUCCUCGUCCCGCUGGGUGCCGCGCUGCUGGGCGCCUCGGGGCUCGCGCUGGCUGCGACCGUGACCGGUCUCGCGGUCGUGACACCGCUCCUCGUGAUCUUGAGCCCGGUGCUCAUACCCUUCGCGCUGGCCGCGGUGCUCAUCGCGUCGGGGCUCCUCGCGUCGGGCGCGCUCAGCGUCGCAGGCGUCUCGGCGCUCACGUGGGCUAUCGGGUACGUCUGGCGAUGGCAAGGCGAAGGCGAAGGCGGGGUGACAGGGAUGGUGGUGCAGCCGCUGAACCACGGGUUGAAGCGGCACGGCGUGGAAGGCACCGCUGCGUUCGUGGGGCACCGGCCCCUGCCCCGGGACAUCGAUGUUGCUAGUGCAUGAUGGUUUGGUGACGUGUGCAACUUUUCUAGUUUUUCUAUGGAAGUGCAACUUUUCUAGUUCGCAGGUGUGUGACGCAUGGCAUGGAUUUUAGCUUGGAUGGAUCACACGAUGUUUCAGAUGAUGUGUUUAUUUACAGCCGGAAUAAAACAGAUUUGUGUUACUUGUAAUAAUAACGUUCAUGGAAAAAUUAAAAUACUCUCUCCAUCCUAAUUUUUUA